CAGGUCGCUCGCUCGCCCACACACUGUCAAGUUCAACUCCCCGCUCCGCUCCCCCAAAGAUUCCAAAUUUUCCCAAAUCGCUGGCCUCAAUCGCCCGCGCCCCCGCCGAAUCCCCAGAUCCCCACCUCCUCCCGCGCGCCCCGGCCCCCAGCUCCGCCCAAUUCUAGGGUUCCCCGCCCGUACGCCAGCUCCCCACCGCCAGAUUAGGGUUUCCAUCUCGCAUUCCGCCCUCCCGGAGCUUCCCCUUCCGGGCGAUUGGAGCCGGAGAGGAGCGUCCGGCCGCGGCGAGCUGCGGGUUCCCUCUGCCUAGGGCCUGGAUUUCCGGCGGCGGGGGGGAUGUCGUGAACGCCGGAGCUUGCUUGCUUGCUCUUCCCCGUCCGUCGGGGAGCUGAGGUGAGCUGAGCUGAGCUCAGGCUAGGCUAGGGUUUCGUGCUGCGUGCUCCGUCAGCGAGGAGGGCAGCCGGAGAUGUUCUACUCGCAGUUCAUCUUGGCCAAGAAGGGCCCGCUCGGGACCAUAUGGAUCGCCGCGCACUUGGAGCGCAAGCUCCGCAAGAACCAGGUCACGGACACGGACAUCGGCGUCUCCGUAGAUUCAAUUAUAUUCCCUGAGGUUCCAAUUGCGCUGCGGUUAUCCAGUCAUCUUAUGGUAGGCGUGGUCAGAAUCUAUUCUCGGAAGGUCAACUACCUAUUUCAUGAUUGCAGUGAAGCCUUGCUCAAGAUAAAACAAGCAUUUAGGUCUGCUGCUGUUGAUCUCCCCCCUGAAGAAUCAACUGCUCCAUAUCAUUCUAUAACACUCCCUGAGACAUUCCAUCUUGAUGAUUUUGAGUUACCGGAGGCUGAGUUUCAGGGGGACAUUGAUCAUCAUGUAAGCUCAAAAGAACAGAUUACCCUGCAAGACAACCCAGAGAGAACAGGAUAUUCAACAUCUGAAUUUGGUUUAGAUGAAAGAUUUGGUGAUGGCAGUUCUUCACAUAUGGGUUUUGAUUUGGAGGAGGAAUUAUUGCUGGCGAAGGAUGAUCCAAUUCAACUCGAAUCUGGUGAUGGUAUCCUCAUUCAAGGUCAAUCAUCACUUCAUCCUACUGAUAUGGAUGUUGACGAUAACCCAAGUAAAGAUGAAGAGGCUGAAGCAUAUAACAAAAUGGAUGAUGAACCUUCUAGUUCCAGCAAGCAAAAUCAAUCGAAUGCAGAUGAUUUAAGAAACAAUAUUCCUAACUGGACUGGUUACAAUUUGCGUACCCCUGAUUUGAAUGAUAUGCUUUUCCACAAUGAAGGUGACGCGGGGCCAUCUUCUUCAUACUAUCAGCCUAGUCCCUUCCCUUGUGAUGAUCCUGCAUCUCCUGCCUCUCCUGCCUCUCCUGAGUUUGUAAGCGCUCAAGCCCCAGCUACACCUGGCUUAAUGGAAGAAACAGUUCCUUCCAGAGUGCAUGAAAGUCCUGUUCUGAGUCCGCAACGGAAAGCUUCACCAUCAAGCAACGAGGAAACUGCAAAGAUUGACAAUUUUGCUGCUCCGCCCUCAGAUUUUGUCCAUUCAGCCGCAGCAAAUGAUGUUGGGAUGGUUGAAUUUGGAUUGACUAAGCCUGUGCAAGUUGAGUCUUCUGGUGCCGCACAGGAGAAUUCUGCCGCUCCAUCCUUAGAUUUUCUCCAUUCAGCUACAGCUACAGCUAAUGCUAAUGAUGCUGUUGGUGCUGAGAUGGCUGAGUUUAGCUUGGUUAAGCCUGUGCAAGUUGAGUCUUCCGGUGCAGCACAGGAGAAUCUUGCCGCUCCAUCCUCAGAUCCUUUCCAUUCAGCUGCAGCAAAUGCUAAUGAUGCUGUUAGUGCUGAGUUUGCUGAAUUUGGAUUGGCUAAGCCUGUGCAAGUUGAAUCAUCUGGUGCUGUAGCUCCACCCUUGGAUUUUCUCCAUUCAGCUGCAGUAAAUGCUAAUGAUGCUGUUGGUGCUGAGAUGUCUGCAUAUAGAUUGACUAAUCCUGUGCAAGUUGAGUCUUCCGGUGCACCCUCAGAUUUUCUCCAUUCAGCUACAGCUAAUGCUAAUGAUGCUGUUGGUGCUGUACAAGAGAAUUUUGCUGCUCCACCCUCAGAUUUUUUCCAUCCAGGUGCAGCACAUGCUAAUGAUACUGCACAUGCUGAUGAUACUGUUGGUCCUGAGAUGACUGAAUUUAGAUUGGCUAAUCCUGUGCAAGUUGAGUCUUCUGGUGCUGUACAUCAUAAUUUUGCUGCUCCACCGUUAGAUUUUCUCCAUCCAGGUGCAGCACAUGCUAAUGAUGCUGUUGGUGCUGGGAUGGCUGAAUUUAGAUUGGCUGAGCCGGUGCAAGUUGAGUCUUCUGGUGCUGUGCGGGAGAUGGAUUUUCUGAGGCAACACUCUGCAACUGUGGAUAUGCCACCAGAACCACAAACAUCAAAGGCUACUGUUGAUAAGUUGGUGGUAAAUACUGAGGAUAUAGCUGUAUCAGGUAAAACACUGCCUUUUAAAGCAACCAUGGGAAGUGUGCCAUUUGUUCAGAAUACUUCGGAGCCACGCACUAAUGGUUCUACCGAGACAUACGUGACAGGGAAUCAAACACAUUUUAAUGAGGGGUCAGUAAACAUGCAAGGGUAUAAUUUUCUUGCUUCUAAUGUAUCUGUAGAGCCAUACCCUGGUGGUUCUACCGAGCCAUGGGUGACAGGGCAACAACAACAAAGCUUCUUGUCCCAAGCAAGUUGGGGUAGGCCUAGUGGUUCUACCGAGCCACGCGUGACAGGGCAUCCAACACAUUUUAAUGAGGGAUCAGUAAAUGUGCAAGGGUAUAAUCUGCAUGCUCCUAAUGUGUUUCUCGGACAUAACUUACAAGAAAUACCACCAGGAAUGACACACAGUAAUAUAUCAACUGCUGCUUUCCAACAGAACACUGGAACAAUACCGCAAUACAUGUCAUAUAAUGAUAGACCAAAUGACAUGUUCACCUCAAAUUUCCCAGAACGCGAGAGAAUGCUCUCAGCUCCAUAUAUUGGAUUCCACCAGACAAAUGACUUGGGGCAGUUAACUGCAGAGAAAGGAAUCACUGAAUCUGAUGGAAGUAACAAAAUAGGUAGCCUUAGUAGCAGAAAACGUCACUUGGAGGAUAGCAUGCCAGCUCCAGAGAGUAGGACUACUGAAAAUUUGUCCAGCACACCAGAUGGUCAAAGAACCACUGAUGCUAUUCCUAACGAUGAUGAUAUACUGGCAUCCAUUUUAGUUGGUAGAAGAACCCCUGGAUUGGUGCUUGAUUCAACUCCAUUACCACCUAAUGCAUCAACUUCAAAACGCCAAAGGUUGACACCGAAGACCGCAUUGACACCCAAGACCAGGACACCCAAGAGAAGAGUGAAAAUGGAUGAUGCCAUGGUUAUACAUGCUGAUAUUAUACGGCAGCAGUUGAUUAGUACCGAGGAUAUAAGGCGCAUCCGUAGAAAGGCUCCAUGCACCCGUACUGAAAUAUGGAUGAUCGAGAAAGGUUCACUUGAAGAUGAUAUAUUCCGCGAGCCUAUAUUUUCCUGUAUGCACAAGGACCUGAACGGUUUACACUAUCGAACCUAUGAGUCUGUUUCUCAAUUCACCGUACAUAACAGGGAACCGCAAGGACAAGUAGACAUGUCUGAAACUAUCCGAGCAGAUUACAGCAAUGCUGGCAUCUCUGGUGCAGAGGAAAGUGCAGCUCAUGAUCACCAACUUCAUAUGGUGCUACCAGAUACCAACAAUGUUGACAUCUCUGGUGCAAAGGACAGUGCAGCUCUUCAUCACGAACUGAAUAUGGGACUACCAGAUGGAGCUCACAACGUUGGCAUCUCUGGUGCAAAUGACAGUGCAGCUCUUGAUCACCAACUAAAUAUGGGACUACCAGAUGGAGCUCACAACGUUGGCAUCUCUGGUGCAAAUGACAGUGCAGCUCUUGAUCUGGGACUACCAGAUGGAGCUCACAACGCUGGCAUCUCUGGUGCAAAUGACAGUGCAGCUCUUGAUCACCAACUUCAUAUGGGACUACCAGAUGGUGCUCAAUUAGAUGCUACACCACAAGAAGCAACUGAUGCAGUUGAUGCUACAGCUGCAUUUGGUUUGCAAAUGCCAUCUGAUGAACGUGAUAACAACAUUGAAAAAGUAACUGAGUUUGGUGACGGGAAAGAAAUCCCACUUGUUGACGAAACAAAUGCUGCUGCAAACAUUACUGCUCAUGUUGAUACACUGGAUAAGGAUUGCCAUCAAGAUGCUUCGGCAGAUAUGCAGAGGAAUACAAAUGCUGAUACGCCUCUCUUUGUGCAAGAUGACAUAACCCAUGAUUCUGCUACUAUAACAGAUGCUCCUGAUGUUGCUUUGCAUAGUUCUGGCCCAGCUUGUGCACAAGCAGUGGAUCGCCGGGAAGGGGAAUUGAGUGACAUUGUUCGCAAUGAUAUUAAUACUUUUGAGGAUAGGGAGAUGCCCACUUCUGAGAUUACUGGACUGGAAUUCACCGAACAUGCCCCUGGUUUUCCUCAACCAACAGAGGAUGAUAAUGCUGCGUCGGCCAUGGGAGAAAAUUCUGGCUUGCAAGGAAACAAUGCAGGAUCCUUCAUGGACAUGGACAACACGGGGCAUGACUUCACGGACAUGGACAACACUGGGCAUGACUUUGCACUGAAGGAAUGCAGUGAUUUUGGAAGCGCAAUUCACGGUGUCGACACAGAUUUUCUACCCUAUGAUGAUGAUGGGGACUUUGAUGAGGCAAUUGAUCUUGAUGAUGACGACGAUGAGCCAAAUCCUGACGAAUUCCAGUCUCAUGAUGCACUUAGUGGCUGGUCGUCUCGUACCAAGGGUGUUGCAAGAUAUCUCAAGACUCUGUUCGAUGAAGAGUCUGGUCGGGGGAGAAAGAAUGUUGUCAUUGAUCAUCUGGUACAUGGAAAGUCUCGGAAAGAAGCCUCAAGGAUGUUCUUUGAGACCUUGGUCCUGUCGACGAAGGACUACAUUCAAGUGGACCAACCAAUUCCCUUUGGUUUAAUAAACGUGAAGCCAGUGUCCAAGCUCCUGAAGACAGAUUUCUAGACCAAGACCGCCCUAGCAAAAGUGGCAUGAUAUACAAUACAUCUUACAAUAUCUGUCACAGCACCAUCAACAACAUACAGAUUGCCUUCAUCUUCAUCGCCGUCGUCAUGACUUGCCCCCCGGAUUUUCGUUGUUUGUUGUUAAAUUUAUCUCCCUCCGUAGUAGUAUCGUGCCCCCCGCACUAAUCUGUGCCUAGCAGAGCUGAGCCGAGCUGAAGUAGUAGGGCUGUGUUGUUGUGCUCCAUCCAUGUCAGUGUACAUAUAUGAUUAGCCCGUGUAAAGUUAAGUUUUAUAUGCCGUGUAAUGUGGUAGUGUCGUUGGCUCAGAAGUUAUUGACUGCCUGUCGUUUCCUUGAACAGUCCUUGGGAACUGUAUGCAUCUGGAUCUGUUGGACUGCUUGUAUUUGGAAGUUUUCCUCAAGUUUCAGGACUGAUGAAUUUUACUGUCUUGAUGCAAUUUGGCAAGAACUUGCUCCGUUUGUUCCUUCUUUCUUCCUGUUUGUUUUCUGAACAUUUUUGUUGUUUUCUGAA
Messenger RNA from Triticum aestivum (bread wheat), 5555 nucleotides. RefSeq lists its product as uncharacterized. The transcript has 15 exons. Gene Ontology annotation, biological process: sister chromatid cohesion; replication-born double-strand break repair via sister chromatid exchange. The record is from RefSeq and is a predicted model, not a curated record. The coding region runs from base 467 to 5026 and encodes 1519 amino acids. Gene Ontology annotation, molecular function: chromatin binding; protein binding. Gene Ontology annotation, cellular component: cohesin complex. NCBI's taxonomy places the organism in Eukaryota, Viridiplantae, Streptophyta, Magnoliopsida, Poales, Poaceae.